Messenger RNA from Solea senegalensis (Senegalese sole), 4098 nucleotides. Its product is annotated as extracellular calcium-sensing receptor-like. Lineage: Eukaryota; Metazoa; Chordata; Actinopteri; Pleuronectiformes; Soleidae. Gene Ontology annotation, cellular component: membrane. Gene Ontology annotation, molecular function: G protein-coupled receptor activity. The transcript is spliced from 9 exons. Gene Ontology annotation, biological process: G protein-coupled receptor signaling pathway. The record is from RefSeq and is a predicted model, not a curated record. The coding region runs from base 401 to 3046 and encodes 881 amino acids.
UCACAGCACACCUAUAGUUCGUGCCAACAAUUCAGAACUCAGUUUUCUUCUCCUGGUGUCACUCAAACUGUGUUUCUUGUGUAUGUUGCUCUUUAAUGUUGUCAUUAAAAUAACUGUCAGAAAUGAUCAAGUUUUGAUUUAUGAAAUUAUGCACUUUCCUGCCUUAGCCUGUUCACCAAGUUUAAAAGAGAAAAGAGUUUUGAUUUAUUAUACAUAAUCAUCCAUUUACAGUCAUAAACAUUAUAAAUAUAAUUGUGUCAUUCAAAAAUACAAGCAAUUGUACCAUGAAGACACAUGACAUUGGAACCAUAUGUAAAUGACACAUGACGUUGCAAGAGCAAACAUUGUCAUAAGUUAAUAAAAUGGCUGUGGUAGUGAUGGAUUGGAACUCAGAAAAGGGAUGAGCAAGAUUAAAGUCAUGAGGGGUUUUGUAGACAACAACUUGCUGUUGCUCAUGUUCUCGUACCUUUCCUCUGCUGUGUCCUCCUCUCUUUAUUCCUCGUCUUGUCUGUUACAGGGACAGUUUAAUUUAAAUGGGAUGCACAAAACUGGAGAUGUGAUUCUAGGUGGGAUUUUUCAAAUCAACUUCUUUUCUGCUGAUCCUGACCUGACUUUUACCUCAGAGCCACAGCUGCCUACCUGUUAUGGUUUUAAUAUUAUAGGAUUGAGGCAGGCUCAGUCCAUGGCCUUUGCUAUUGAUGAGAUCAACAGAAACUCCAACCUGCUGCCUAAUGUGACUCUGGGAUACAGUCUGUAUGAUAACUGCAUCCAACUACGAAUUGGAUUUCGUGCAGCACUGGCCUUAGUCAGUGGUCAAGAAGAAGAAGUUACAGUAGAGGAGAACUGUGUAGGAACUCCUCCAGUCCUAGGGAUUGUGGGUGAUACUACUUCUUCAAAUUCUAUAGCCAUUUCUACAGUCUUAGGUUUGUACCGAGUGCCUAUGGUGAGUUAUUUCGCCACAUGUUCCUGCCUGAGUGACAGACAAAAGUUUCCAUCUUUCUUUAGGACGAUCCCAAGUGAUGCUUUUCAGGUGAAUGCUAUGAUUCAGAUUCUAAAACACUUUGGUUGGACUUGGGCAGGUCUGCUCAUCAGUGAUGAUGAUUAUGGAGUCCACGCUGCCCGAUCCUUUCACUCUGAUCUGGAUCCAGCUGGUGGAGGUUGUCUGGCUUACACAGAGAUUUUGCCCUGGGGUGACGACCCUGCUGAACUAAAGAGAAUAGUGGAUGUGAUGAGGAAAUCUACAGCUCGAGUGGUGAUUGUGUUUGGACAUAAGAGUCACAUGAUUAACCUCAUGAAAGAGGUGGUGAGGCAGAAUGUGACAGGCCUGCAGUGGAUGGCCAGUGAAGCCUGGGCAUCAGUUGAUGUGCUCCAGACUCCUCACCUCAUGCCGUAUCUGGGUGGAACACUGGGCAUCGACAUCCGUCAAGGAGAAAUACCAGGACUCAGGGACUUCCUGUUACAAAUACGUCCUGACCUACAUCACGGCAAGGCUGAUGGAAAAACCGUGGUGAAUCAGUUUUGGGAACACACAUUUCAGUGUAGAUUUGCACCACCUCCAGCAGGUUGGGUGGAAACUGGAGGACAAUUAUGCACUGGACAGGAAGUUAUAGAGAAUCUGGAGUCUGAGUUAUUUGAUGUUUCAAACCUCAGGCCAGAGUAUAAUGUGUAUAAGGCUGUGUACGCUCUGGCGUAUGCUCUUGAUGACAUGCUGCAGUGUGAGCCAGGGAAAGGACCUUUCAGCAACAACACCUGUGCUCAUUUACAAAGACUGGAGCCAUGGCAGCUUGUGUAUUACUUGGAAAAAGUCAACUUCACCACAACAUUUGGUGAUCAAGUGUCAUUUGAUGAGAAUGGUGAUGCCUUACCAAUAUAUGACAUCAUAAAUUGGGUGUGGCUCCCUGAUGGAAGAACUAAAGUUCAGAGAGUGGGUGAGGUUAAGAGGUCGGCCUUCAAAGGUGAAGAACUCACACUGGAUGAAGACAAAAUCUUCUGGAACUUUGAAUCCAAACAGCCUCCCCGGUCAGUGUGCAGUGAGAGCUGUCCUCCAGGUACCCGCAUGGCCACUAAGAAAGGAGAACCUGAGUGUUGUUUUGACUGUGUCCCUUGUUCUGAGGGAAAGAUCAGCAAUACAACUGACUCCAUGGAGUGCACCAGUUGUCCAGAAGAUUUCUGGUCCAGCCCCCAGCGUGACCACUGUGUUCCUAAAAAAACAGAGUUCCUCUCCUACCAUGAGCCUCUGGGUAUCUGCUUGACAACCACCUCACUGUUGGGCACAUUUAUCUGUGUUGUUGUUCUGGGCAUCUUCAUCCAUUAUCACAACACACCUAUAGUUCGUGCCAAUAAUUCAGAACUUAGUUUUCUUCUCUUGGUUUCACUCAAAUUGUGUUUCUUGUGUUCGUUGCUCUUCAUUGGACGUCCCAGAUUAUGGACUUGCCAACUAAGACAUGCAGCAUUUGGCAUCAGCUUUGUGCUUUGUGUCUCAUGUAUCCUGGUGAAAACCAUGGUGGUUCUGGCUGUGUUCAGGGCCUCCAAACCAGGAGGUGAGUCCAGUCUGAAGUGGUUUGGUGCUGUGCAGCAGAGAGGGACAGUUCUGGUUCUGACUUCUAUUCAAGCAGCAAUCUGCACUGUCUGGCUUGUCUCUGCUUCACCAAUGCCUCAUAAAAACACCCAGUAUCACAAUGACAAGAUAGUUUAUGAGUGUGUAGUUGGGUCCACAGUUGGUUUUGCAGUUUUACUUGGUUAUAUUGGUUUACUGGCUGUCCUCAGUUGUUUAUUAGCUUUUCUUGCAAAGAAUCUUCCAGACAGUUUCAAUGAGGCCAAACAUAUCACUUUCAGCAUGCUGAUCUUCUGUGCAGUGUGGGUGGCCUUUGUCCCUGCUUACAUCAGCUCACCAGGCAAAUAUGCAGAUGCAGUGGAGGUAUUUGCCAUCUUGGCCUCCAGUUUUGGCCUCCUGGUGGCACUGUUUGGACCCAAAUGUUAUAUCAUCCUGUUGAGACCAGAGAGAAACACAAAGAAAGCCAUCAUGGGUCGAGGCACCACAAAGUAAAACUGUGAACACUGGUGUCUCUCUGCCCAUCUGUUUACUUCUUGUAGGAACAAUGGUAUAUUUUUUUCAUUACUCGAUCUUCAAUAAGCCAUGCUCUCUAAUUGAAGUAUAUGUCAACCUGAAAAAUGUGGGUCCACAGUUUGAACUAGACAAGUGUUUUGUUUUUCAACUUGGUAACGUUGGACCAAUGUUGGACCAUUACUAAAUUGGUAGUCAAUGCAAUAGCUGAGUUUUUCCAACUUAAGACAGUGCACCACUAGCUGUAUUUACACUUUCCUCAGGAACUAGGAAUAUUUUAAGGUGCAGGGUAACUGAGGGGCACUUUGUUGUACAACAGCAGUAACCACAUACAUUCAAAACCUAACAACAAUAAUAAUAAAUACAAACUCAAAUACAAAUACAUUUAUAAUGAGUCAUUUUAAAGCCAGUGGUGGCUUCACUGUGCAAGGCUUGGUGUAACCAUAUACACAGGGCUGGCUCUAGUUAUUUUGAUGCCCUCUGUAAGGUUUGGAUUUGGUGUUCCACCCACCACAUCACGAAAGCAUCACCAAAGUGGUUUCCAAAGACAUUAUAAUAUUUAUUUAUUUUUCAUGUUAAUGAAUUUAUUUCUCAAAAAUACAAAGGAGUUUUCAUAUCUACAAGUUGAAAUCUUAUCCUGCAGAUUUAACUCAGUUGUUAAUCUGGUCAGAUAUCUAGGGACAACAAAUAUAUGUAGAUGACUCUGUAGAUGCUGUCUUAAUGGUCUCAUAUACUUCUGGAAAUGAUCCUGUUGAUGACCUGCAGCCUGACGUGGAGGAUGUAGUAUAUUUGCAGUGUAUUUUGAAUUUGUUGUUAAUUCAGCUGUAGACAUCACCAAACUGGAAUGCAUUGUAAAUUUGAUAUACAAAAUCUUGUAGGGAUACACAAUAAUUCAGAAAUUACACAUCUGAAGCACAAAUUAUAUAUAAAAAAGUAUGAACCAGUAAUGUUCCCUUAUUUCAGCCGGGGAUGAGAACAAAUUAUUCUAUUUUACUGUCUGAAUAAAUAUAGAUUGUUUCAGUCUAUUAAUAUUA